AUGGGUUCUACGUGGGUUAAAGCUAUGAUAGACAUCAUCCUCUACCAUGGCUGGUCAUACAUAUCCGCCGUCCACGAGGAAGGCAAUUACGGUGAGACCGCUCUCAAGACUUUCCGGCGCUACGCUAAGGCCUUCGGCAUCUGUAUCGCCGUGGACGCUCAGCUAAGCCUGUCUUCAACGGAGGAAGAUAAUGACCAGGUAGUGAGAAACUUGGUGAACCAUAAAAAUGCUCACGUGGUGGUGGUUUUCAGUGGACCAGCAGUGGCUCUUCAGCUCUUCAAGGCCGUCGAACGUGCAGGAAUAACGAGGAUGUUUCAGUGGAUUGGAAGCGAGGCGUGGGGCACCCGGAUCAACUCUCUGGUUGAGGUGUUGGAUGUCGUUGCCGGAGCAAUAACGGUGCAGGUUUCAUGGCGGUAUGUGCCUGAUUUUGAUCGAUAUUUCACCUCUCUCCAGCUGGGGGAUAAGCCGGAAAACCCGUGGUUUGAGGAGUUCUGGGAGAUGCAGUUUGGAUGCUCCUGGAAAGAUGGCGCCACCCGCCCUUGCGACGAAACAGAUACCGUUUCAAAAAGCGCCACCUAUAAACCGAUUAAGAAUAUUUCCCCGGUGAUAGAUUCCGUAACCACAUUUGCCUACGCCUUGCAUGACGUCAUCGAAAAGCGUUGCCCCGGAGCGACGGGAAAAGGAGCUCGUGACUGCAUCACUGGGCCACACCUACUAGAGAGCUUAAAGAACAUCACAUUUGAAGGAGUUCUGGGGAAGAUCGCCUUUGAUGAAAAUGGGGACUUUUUGGGACAAUACGACCUUGUGCAACUGAUAGAUGUUCGAGGACCCAACUAUAAACAGGUCAAACUGGCCACAUGGGACGCCACUCUCAACGGCCUGAUAUUCGACGGUAAGCCAAUAAAAUGGAACUUGGACGACUCGGACCCUGCGAAUCAAACCGUCCCCGAAUCAGUGUGUGCUAAACCUUGCAGGCCUGGGGAGUUCUACAUCCCUAAAGAACUCAAAUGUUGCUGGGAGUGCCGCCACUGUAGGGACAACGAAAUCACCACCAACAACGCCUCCACCUGCCUGGCGUGUCCCAUCUUUCAAUGGCCAGAACAGUCGACCUUCACCUCAUGUGAGCCGAUCGCAGCAGAGCACGUGCGAUGGGGAGAUCCAUUGGCCAUUGGCAUAGUAAUUGUAGCUUUACUAGGUCUCUUGGCUACAGUGGCCACUUCAGUUUUCUACAUUCGAUUCAACAAAGAACGCCUCAUUAAAGCCUCCAGUCGUGAACUCAGUUUCCUCAUGCUCAUUGGAAUACUUCUCGGUUACGUAACGGCAAUCAUUUUCUUGGCGACCCCCAAAGAUUAUUUGUGCUACUGUGAGUAUUUGGGCUUCAGUCUCAGCUUUUCUUGGCUGUAUGCACCUCUAGCGACCAGAACCAACAGAAUUUAUAGAAUUUUCAACACUGGGAAGAAAUCGACCAUUCGACCAAAAUUCAUCUCACCGAGGUCACAAGUGACAAUAGCGACGAUAUUUAUUACUGUUCAGGUAGGUCCUUUUAAUAGGUCCUUUUUAUACUUGAAAGAAAAUCCGUCUAAUGCCUUUGACUAA
Lingula anatina is the source of this 1596-nucleotide messenger RNA. Its product is annotated as metabotropic glutamate receptor 3. The record is from RefSeq and is a predicted model, not a curated record. Gene Ontology annotation, biological process: G protein-coupled receptor signaling pathway. Gene Ontology annotation, molecular function: G protein-coupled receptor activity. Gene Ontology annotation, cellular component: membrane. NCBI's taxonomy places the organism in Eukaryota, Metazoa, Brachiopoda, Lingulata, Lingulida, Lingulidae.